AUGGAGCUCCAUUACCUUGCUAAGAAGAGCAGCCAGACAGACCUGUGCAAUGCUUUGGACUGGAGUUCAGGAGGGCCUCCUGGUGACCAGGCAGACGAAUCAUCGACCAGAACUGCUCUCUGCUGCAAGAGACACUGUACGUCCACACCAAGAGUAGCCGGGAUGGAAGGUUCUAGACUUAGCCCUUCUCCAGCAUCCCCUUCCUCUCUGCAAGAAAGUGCUGUUCAGCCAGACUCCUUCCCACCAGGACCUCUUAACUCAGGGAACAGCCAAAUAGCAGAAAGGAAAGUUUGCAACUGCUGCAGCCAGGAAUUAGAAACUUCUUUUACCUGCGUGGAUGAGAAUGUCAACUUGGAGCAACGGAACCGGAGCUCCCCUUCAGCAAAAGGAAGUAAUCACCCCAGAGACUUUGGCUGGGGAAAUCCAAAUGAGUGGUCCCAUGAGGCUGCCAUAUCCUUGAUAUCGGAAGAUGAAGAUGAUACAAGUUCAGAAGCCACAUCUUCAGGGAAGUCAGUAGACUAUGGCUUCAUCAGCGCCAUCUUGUUCUUGGUCACUGGCAUCUUGCUGGUGAUCAUCUCUUACAUUGUCCCACGGGAGGUGACUGUGGAUCCCAACACAGUGGCAGCCCGGGAGAUGGAACGCCUGGAGAAGGAGAGUGCAAGGCUGGGGGCUCACCUGGACCGCUGUGUGAUUGCUGGGCUCUGCCUCCUCACACUAGGGGGCGUUGUUCUGUCCUGUUUGCUAAUGAUGUCUAUGUGGAAGGGGGAGCUCUAUCGGCGAAACAGAUUUGCCUCUUCCAAAGAGUCUGCAAAGCUCUAUGGUUCUUUCAACUUCAGGAUGAAAACCACCACUAAUGAAAACACCCUGGAACUAUCCUUGGUGGAGGAAGAUGCUCUUGCUGUACAGACUUAA
Cynocephalus volans (Philippine flying lemur) is the source of this 912-nucleotide messenger RNA. It is a transcript of the gene TMEM74, whose product is annotated as transmembrane protein 74. The record is from RefSeq and is a predicted model, not a curated record. The transcript has a single exon. The coding region runs from base 1 to 912 and encodes 303 amino acids. Lineage: Eukaryota; Metazoa; Chordata; Mammalia; Dermoptera; Cynocephalidae.